This is a messenger RNA of Moneuplotes crassus, 3718 nucleotides long. The record is from the annotation of a GenBank genome assembly. Lineage: Eukaryota; Ciliophora; Spirotrichea; Euplotida; Euplotidae.
CUUCUGCUAAUGAGGCUCUCUGUUAAAUUCUGAUGAAAAUUUCUGUUAUCCAGAGUCUUGUAAGACUACAAACAUUCAUUAACCUGCAAAGAAUGCAUUCUCUCUACUUUUGUUUGCGAGACUCUGAGAAAUAAGGGCAGAUCUAUUUUCACUAGAAUUUUGAGCAACAUGAAACAUCACUUAAACUGAUCAUUUGUUUUAAUUUUCUCUUCGUUGUAUUUCUUAAAACUCUAAAAUAUCCUAUUCUGUUCAAUAAUUUAGCCCGCCAAGCAAGUUUCGCUUAGAUGCAUCAAAUUAGGCACCAAGAGCCUUGAUUUAGGGAGAAUCAUGGCCCAAUGUACUAUCCUCUAGACUUCAUGUAUUCCGAAAUCACUAUUCCACAGAGCUUCUGGCAACUACUUGCAAAUUAUUUGUUCUAACUUCGGUGUCCUUAAUGCUCAAGAACUCAUUAUCAAAGUACUUAUGACUUUUUCAGCAGGAGGAUAUAAACUGAGGGGUUUUCUGGUCAAUUUUGCACUCUUUAAUUUUCUCAUGGUAGGCAUAGCUCAAGCUCAAAAUAGUGACACAAGAUUCCAGAAAUCUAUGCUUGAAGGUAAGCCAUAACUAGAAGUUGUUGAUCAUUGCUAAUAAUAAGCAACUAAAGUUUAUGAGGAUAGGGUCAGAAGGAAGACAUUCUUCACUCUUCCUCUUUUAGAGUUUAUGUAGUUAAUAAUUCAUCAAGGAUUUCAAUUCUUUAUCUGGACCCACUAAUCUGCUAGGUUGAUCAAUAAUAGCUUAUGAAUCAUUUCGAACAAGACCAAUGCAUCCAGCAAUAUUUUUGGGAAAUUUUACAAAAAGUUGUAAAUUUGUCUUCCAACCUUUGAGACUGAAGAAAUUACUGCACUCUUUACUUCCAGUGAAACCUUUUCAAUUUGCACACUUCUUUCAGUGGUGGGAAAAUUCAAGUGAAAGUUUAUUAUGAAUAGAAGAGAAAUCCCCAAGAUCAAUUUAUCUGAACCUUGACCUUCUAGAUUAAUCUUGGCAUUAGUGAGCCAUCGGUGGAGUAUUCCUCCAAGAUAGAGUAUAGUUAGCAUCAGGUGAUUUAUAUGAUUUUAAAUUUAUUAAGAUUCUAUUAUGUGAAGUCAAACUCUUCGAUUACUAUCUGAAGAGCAAUUACUUACAGAGAGAAGCUAAAUGAGCUUUAAUAAAUACUACCUCUAGCUUAGUGAACUGGCUGUUGCAUUAAUCCACUCUGGAAUCAUAGUGAGCAUAGAGAUUUGAGUUUUCUGCUGAUAAAAAAUGCAAUAGGUCUUAAGAGAGCUUUUAUCCGAUCAUAUAGAUACAUCAUAACCUGUAGCACUUUAGAGUUUGCAAGUUCUUCUUCUUAGUGAGUUUUCUCUGCUUGAGACAUGAAAGUUUAUAGCAAGAUUUAUUCAUCUGAACAAUUGCUCAAUCAAAGAGCUGAUAUUUUGGAUCUUCUCACAAAGCAACACAAGUCAGAGAGUGAUCGUGAUUACCUCUGAAGCAUUUAGCUGAGCUUGAUUAGCAUUACAAGAGAAAUAAGAUUAUAAUUUAUGCUCGAUUGGGAUUGUUCCCUCUAUUUUAGAUAUACCUCUUUUUAUGUUCACCAAGAAUGUGUCUACUUUCUGCUGCUAAGCUUUACAACCAAUUAGUUGGAGCUUUAGAGCCAUCCAAAGUCUUUAUGAAGACAUAAAGAUAAGAAUUAUUAAGAUAUUGAGUCAUUUCAAAGUUUGCAUUUUUGUGUUGCCCCAGAUUUAAAUCUGAAAAUUAUCAAAGGUGAAUUCACCAUUUUUGGGAUUUGGAAUUGCAACUUUUGCACCCAUAAAUAAGGAGCCAAGCUUUUAGAAAUUGGCGAAGAAUAAACCUCUGAGUAUGAAUCAUCGUCCCUCAGCAGCUGCCUCAGAAGAUGAGGAUGAAGAAUAUUUUAUACUUUCUUUGACCUAAAAUAGCUAGUUUUCUUGGCACCUGAAAUUUUACAUUUUUGAUGUUUACGCUGAGAGGUCCGAAUCCAUUUCAUAAUUUUUGCUCACACAUUCGUACAGAAUACUAGCCUGCUGGGCUCAAUAGAGCUUGAUAAAAUAUUGGAUUUUUCUUUACCCUAUUGAGAUUUUAGAAAAUCCGUUCUCCAUGAAUGGCUGGAUGCUAAAAUUUCAAGCAUCUGAUAAUCUGCCAAGAACCUUUGUUCUGUGUAGCAUUUAGGUUGAAACAAAUACUCCCCAUCCCAUUUUAUUCUUGGUUAGCUCUUUAGCUGAAAUUUAGCUAAUAAUAUAUAGAUAUGAACUCAACAGCUUUUUGAUUGUUGUGCGAGUGCUCUUAUUCCGAUCAACCCAAGGCAGAGAUUUCAGCUGAAGAUGACAAAGAACUCAGAAGUCAACUUCUCACUCAGAAGCCUGUUGAAGGCAAGUUAAUCAAGUGAAAGAGCUAGCUUAUUAUUAAACCCCAACUCUCGUAGCACCAUUGAUGCUCUAUUUAGGCUACUUUUCAGAAUAACCUUCACACCAGAACGUCUGGAUACCUUCACAGAAAGUUCGAACUCUAACUUUUUGAUUGGGAAUAGGCUGAUUUCUUUUUCUCAAAUCAAAGAACUCUUGAGUGAAUCUAACGACGAAGAAGCGAAAGAACCCAAAGCCAGGAGAGGCAGAGGUCGUCCAAGAAAAUACCACAAACCUGAGUUUUAUACAGGCAAUAUCAGGUUAGAUGCUAAUGACAAGAACCUCAUUAGAGCUGUGAGAAGGGAGUUCAUCGAAAUGUUCAGAGUUUUCUGUGUUGACUCUGGGCUGUACCAUUACGAGAAUCUAAGCAAGGAUCCACUACAUCUUCAGAAAAUGAAGUUUGAAAUGCCUGAUGAUAAGUUCGAAGAAGCUAUGCAGAGCUUUAUCGGACACAUUCUUGAGCAGGAUGCAUCUGAGGGUGAUGAUCCCACAACAGAAGAGCUCCAGAGCCUCAAAGAGUUCUUGAUAGUUUUCAUUGACUUCACAAGAGACUCUUCAGUGAUGCUUCCUGGGACUACCAGGCUUUUAAAAAACGAACUACAAAGCCUCUUCUACUCUUACUCGCACAGAAAGUUCGGCAUUUUCCUCGAGGUCCCUGAGAUGAGGUUUGUAAUGGCCAGAGUUCUCAACCCUGAGUACAUAGGCACCUUGAUUUCAAAGAACCCGACUUUAAAUGAAAACGAAGAUCUCUACAGAAAGUGUGCAGAGAUAAUCCUUGAGAAAGUGGACAGUCAUAAUGGAGAGAAUGAGCAACAACCAGAAGCGUAAUUUGUUUCUUUCCUAAGUUCACACAAAAUAUGAGUCUCCGGAGCUUGCUUCAAAUCGAUUGGCCUAGUCACUACAGUCUCCACCUAGUUUCUUAGCCUUAGGCUUUCCAGCUUAAAUUUUAUUUUUGGGGAAUUAGCUAGGAUUUUAAUUAGCUGACUCUUAGUCCCUCUUGAUCUGCUGGAGCUUCUUCUGCUCAUUCUAAGCUUGGUUGGGUGGAUAACGUAGUAUUUUGAAGUCUGGAUGAUUAAACCCACCAAUGUCUCCUCCUAAUAACCAAAUGUUAUAGUUCCGUAUCGUAGUGUUUUGACUAUCAGUACUAUCUUUUGCACACUUCUGUAUGUUGCAUGUUAUCACCAAUCUAUGGAGGAGGCCAAAUAUCUUCAAUACCUAUUUUUCAAAUUCAAGCUUUCUCAUAAUUCCCACUUCUUUCUCAGAAAUAUUUUAGGAAGAACAGUUUG